UGUAAGACCUUUUCCUUUGUGAUGUGGCUUCCGUUGCUUUGGCCUUGCAUCUUCGCAAUGAUGAGCGUGUUUCCGUUUGAGAUUGCUGCAUUUAGAUGGGAAGGAGUAUGCAUAUAUCCCUCAUCUGGCUUUUCAUUUAUCUUUCUUUCUCGUCUCCACUUCUCUUCAAUCUACUCCUCUUCCCAUCAUCCUCUCGCGAUAUAUAUGCGUCGCCUGUUGAGAUAGACGAUCUGAAGGUUGAUCCGAUCUCCUCGAUGUCUGGCAGUACAUUCUUAUUACCCAUCACACAUGGUUCCUGGAGAUUUCGUGUUUGUCAUUAUAUCAUUCGGGCUGUUUUUUACACUGAGCGCCUUGGGAGUUGAAUUCGUUGCCCAUUUCUUUUGGCUUUCUUUUUGUUGUUUCUUGUUUCCGUGCAGCGUUUUUCCAUCCAUCAUCCAUCACUCAUCACAUCAUCCGAUGGUUUCGGUUCUCAGUACCGAUUCCCAUCCUAUCCCAUCCCAUCCUAUCCUCUUCUCUUCUCUUCUCUCCUCGAGAGCGGUUUCACCACUCCGAUGCACAGUCCAUUCCUGCCACAUAGUGUCCUCCUUGUUUUCCCCGCUGCCCUUCUUCACUCCAUGGUUCUUUCAUAGGUAGUCUUACGUAUAGGUAUACUCAGGAAAAGAUCUGUCAUCUACUAUUAAUUUCUUCGC
This is a messenger RNA of Aspergillus heteromorphus CBS 117.55, 689 nucleotides long. RefSeq lists its product as uncharacterized. The record is from RefSeq and is a predicted model, not a curated record. The transcript has a single exon. The coding region runs from base 289 to 633 and encodes 114 amino acids. Lineage: Eukaryota; Fungi; Ascomycota; Eurotiomycetes; Eurotiales; Aspergillaceae.